AUGAGGUCGUUGACGCCGCCGCAUGUGCCGGGGCUGUGGGAGAGGGAAGAACUCGUGGAGGUCCUGAUCCGCAUUCCGCCGGACGAGCCGGCGGACCUCAUCCGCGCCUCCCUCGUCUGCAAGGCUUGGUGCCGCCUCCUCUCCGGCCACGUCUUCCGCGGCCGCUACCGCACCUUGCACAAAACACCUCCAGUCCUGGGCUUCCUACAAAGCUGGGAUGACAACGUCGAGCGCUUCGUCCCGACCACAAAAUUCCGCCCCCGCAGUCCCAAGCGUCGGGACAGCUUCGUGCUCGACUGCCGCCAUGGCCGCGUUCUUCUUGGGUGUGAGUGGGACAGGGAAGAUGAGGAAGAGGAGGAAGAGGAGGAAGAGAAGGAAGAGAAGGAGGUGGAGGAUGUCAACUGGAAGAUGGUCGUCUGGGACCCAGUGUCUGGGAGCCGGACGGAGUUGCACAACAUCUUCGGCCCUGACAGCAACCGCGCAAACUAUACGGCCACGGUGCUCUGUGCAACGGAUGGCUGCAACCACACUGCCUGCAACUUGGGCCCAUUUUUCGUCGUUGUAGCUUUUGUCAGCCUUCAUGAUAAGAGGCUCGUGUUGGCGUCUGUAUACUCAUCGAAGACCCGGGAGUGGACCUCGCCGGCCUCUAUUCAUAUCGGCGGCGUUGGAACACUUGGAGCCUACAUCGUCGCAAGGCCUGCCGUUAUCGUUGGACAAGCGCUCCACUUCCUCCUUCGUCGAGAUGAGGGCAUUUGCAUUCUCAAGUAUGACUUGGUUAGGCAUCGCCUAUCGGUCAUUGAUCCACCAGGGCUGCGUACAUUGACGUGGAACCCUCUCCUCAUUUCGCCGGACGACGGUGGGCUGGGUGUCGUCCACCUAGACCAGCAUGGGCUAUGCCUCAUUUGGUCGAUGGAGGUGAGUCGUGAUGGAGAAGUGUCAUGGAUUCAGGUUAGAGAAAUGGACCUCAAGACACUUGUCCCCAGUGGCAAUCCCAGGACCUCAUAUUCAUUAAAGUUGGUUGGCUGUGUGGAGGGCACCGAUAUCAUCCUUGCGAUCACAUAUCUUGGUGCAUUCCGAAUUGAUCUCAAGUCCCUGAGGUUGAGAAAGUUGUCGAGUAAGCCAAAUAGGGGCACAAUUGAGCGGGAAAUAUUUGAGAACCUCUUUCUCUACAUGAGCUUCAACAAUCCACCAGCGGUGGCAAGUGCUGUGGCGGUGGCUGAAACAAGUGAAGCAGGGCGCCGUGUGUCUUGAAGGGGGGCGACACAGCUGUUUCCUUUAACAACGCGUCAUUCAAUGAAGUGUUUUUGUUAGUUGGUCAUCACUAAAAAGUUUAUAGUAAUAAAGUGGGCCUAUUAUAUUAAAUUUAGAGGAUUCUCCUAGCAUUAUGAGUUUAGUUUUAAAGAUCACUGGUGGAUGUGGCAAUUUGAAUCACGUGCCAGCCGUUGAAGAAUGGAAGUUCAGUUUUAAUAUUUUGGUGUUGGUUUUCA
Molecule: messenger RNA, 1487 nt
Organism: Triticum aestivum (bread wheat)
Lineage: Eukaryota; Viridiplantae; Streptophyta; Magnoliopsida; Poales; Poaceae
Exons: 2
Coding region: 1-1251 (416 amino acids)
Molecular function (GO): protein binding
Source: RefSeq, a predicted model, not a curated record